Molecule: messenger RNA, 390 nt
Organism: Penicillium expansum
Lineage: Eukaryota; Fungi; Ascomycota; Eurotiomycetes; Eurotiales; Aspergillaceae
Exons: 1
Coding region: 1-390 (129 amino acids)
Source: RefSeq, a predicted model, not a curated record
AUGGCUUGGUGGGACAGUUCUAAGCCCUACUGGCUCGAAAAUCUCGUACCAAUCUACACACAAGAGAUCUAUAACUUCCGAGCAGACCUUGAGAGCGAAAUUGAGAUUCUAGUUAACCACCCAGGCCAUCAGCACAUAGUGAGCCAGAGACUUACUAUGACUGCUAGAUCCAUGUGCAAGAUCAAAAUGCUGGCGUCGGAUAUCUCGGUGUAUUUCCCGGAUCAUCCAUUUGUCACUCGCAAACGCCUUGGGUUUUUCCAGACUACUUUCCCUCGACUUUGUGAUUUUAUUGAGAGGACUUUGAUUGAGCUGAGUAGGACUCUGAUGAAGGAUCUGCGGAGUGAGAGGUCUGUUGCAUGGCAGCUUCAGGAUAUGCUGGAUUCGCUAUAG